This is a messenger RNA of Cicer arietinum (chickpea), 1815 nucleotides long. RefSeq names its product mogroside I-E synthase (gene UGT74K2). NCBI's taxonomy places the organism in Eukaryota, Viridiplantae, Streptophyta, Magnoliopsida, Fabales, Fabaceae. Gene Ontology annotation, molecular function: quercetin 7-O-glucosyltransferase activity; quercetin 3-O-glucosyltransferase activity. The record is from RefSeq and is a predicted model, not a curated record.
GUAACCACAUGAAAUAGAUGCAUUGUGUUGGUAACAAAAAGAAAAGCAGAGAGAGAGAGAGAUGGAAAAGGAGAGAAAACAGCAUGUACCUCACUGUCUAAUCUUACCUUAUCCAGCACAAGGUCACAUGAAUCCUAUGAUUCAAUUCUCAAACCGUUUAAUACAAAAACAAGUUAAAGUAACACUCAUAACUGUUGUUUCUCUUUGGAAAACAAUCACCAACAAAAACCUCUCAUCAAACAUUCAAGUUGAAACUAUCUCAGAUGGCUAUGAUGAUGGAGGAUUUGAAUCAGCUAAAACUGUGGAAGAUUACAAACAAACUUUUUGGAGUGUUGGAUCAAAAACACUUUCUCAACUUCUUCAUAAACUUGCUUCUUCAAACAACCCUCCAAAUUGUGUUAUCUUUGAUGCAUUUUUGCCUUGGGUUCUUGAUGUUUCAAAGACUUUUGGUUUACUUGGUGUUGCAUUUUUCACUCAAUCUUGUUCUGUUAAUAGUAUAUAUUAUCAUACUCAUCAGAAGUUGAUUGAAUUACCACUUUCAAAAAGUGAUUAUUUGUUACCUGGAUUGCCUAAACUUCAUCAAAGUGAUUUGCCAUCUUUUUUGUAUAAGUAUGGAUCUUAUCCUGGUUACUUUGAUAUUGUUGUCAAUCAGUUUGCAAAUAUUGGUAAAGCUGAUUGGAUUCUUGCAAACACAAUUUAUGAACUUGAACCAGAGGUGGUGGAUUGGUUAGUGAAGAUAUGGCCAUUAAAGACAAUAGGACCAUCAGUUCCAUCUAUGCUCUUAGACAAAAGACUCAAAGAUGACAAAGAAUAUGGUGUGAGCAUUUCAAAUCCAAACACAGAAGUUUGUAUCAAAUGGCUUAAUGAGAAGCCAAAAGGGUCAGUUGUUUAUGUCUCAUUUGGAAGCAUGGCUGGUCUUAGUGAGGACCAAACAAUAGAACUAGCUUAUGGAUUAAAAGAUAGUGACACUUUUUUCUUAUGGGUUGUUAGAGAUUGUGAGCAAGUUAAGCUUCCAAAAGGGUUUGUUGAAUCAUCAUUAGAGAAAGGUUUAAUAGUGACAUGGUGUCCACAACUACAAGUGUUGACACAUGAAAGUCUUGGUUGUUUUGUGACACAUUGUGGUUGGAACUCAACAUUGGAAGCUUUGAGUUUAGGAGUUGUAGUGAUUGCUAUGCCACUUUGGACUGAUCAAGUGACUAAUGCAAAACUUAUUGCUGAUGUGUGGAAAACUGGAGUCAAAGCUUUUGCUGAUGAGAAAGAGAUUGUGAGAAGAGAAACUGUUAAGAAUUGCAUAAAGGAAAUCAUUGAGACUGAAAAGGGAAACGAGUUAAAGAAGAAUGCUAUGAAAUGGAUGAGUAUUGCAAAGGAUUCUGUUGAUGAGGGUGGAAGAUCUGAUCAAAAUAUUGCUGAAUUUGUGGCUGUUUUGAAUCAAUAUUGAUGAAGGAACAAAAGUAGUGUAUUAUCUUUGUAGUAUUGACACUUCUGAUCGAAUACAUGUCUCGGUAUCCGACACAUGUCGGUGUCUGACAUCAACAAUACACUAUCGAUAAUAUGGUUACAAUUAAUUAAUUAAUUUUCUCAAAUCAUUAUCGAUAUCCAUAUAUCUGUGUCAUAUCUGGUGUUUGUGUCGGUGUUAACGUUGUGUUUGGUGUUCAUGUCAGUAUAUGUGUUUUAUAGUUACCACUCCAAUUUGCUUCAGAACUUGAAAGUAUUGUAUCUUUUAUGUGUUGUAUUAAAGUUGUGUUUGGCUCAUCACAAAUUAAUGUUUAAUGUUAUGCAAUUAGUGUUUGAACCACUUUUUGUUAUUAAAUUGUA